UCUACUCCUGGGUAUAUACACAUGUGAGAGCAUGAUAGAUGCCGAGAUACUGGACUAGUUACGGAAGGCAAGGGAGGAGUUAGUCGGCAAGUAGGUAACUUAAGUCCGUCUUUUCAUUGAUGACAAGAGAUGUGAUAAACAAUCUAAGUACUAGGUAAGUUCUAGGUAAGCUCUGUAUAUAUCCCUUGACUUCUCAUUCUCUUCAAUUUGUAUGUUUCAUUAGGUAUCAAGCAGCUACGCUACCUAGCAUUGUCUCAGUUCGAGAUAUUCACCAUGCCAGAAAAAGAUGUUGCCAAGAAGACAGCCAGCGGCCUCGCUAGAGAGUACUCCUCAGCCAUCAAGGGGAAAACCAUCCUCGUCACCGGCGUCUCCCCCGGCGGAAUCGGCGCCGCCUUCGUCUUAGCCCUCGCGCCCAUGCAGCCCUCCAUGUUCAUCCUCCUUGGCCGCAACGCCGAAAGAACAGAGCAGACGGCGCGCGCUAUCCAGGAGCUAUCGCCACACACCCACAUACGCACGCGCGUCGUAGACCUCGGGUGCUUGGCCUCCGUGCGCGCCGCCGCGGAUGCUAUCUUGGCGUGGUCAGAUGUCCCGCGCAUCGACGUGCUGGUCAACAAUGCCGGGACUUGCGGGGGCCCCCGGGCGAUCACCGACGAAGGGUUCGAGAACCUGUUUGCCUCGAAUUAUCUAGGCCCGUUCUUGCUGACGAAUCUGCUCAUGCCGAAGAUCUUGGCUUCGGAUGCUCCGCGGGUUGUCAAUGCGGGCAGCGACGGGCAUAUUCUUAGCCCGAUUCGGUUUGAUGACCCUAAUUUUCGCGACGAAGACGUGUAUAACACGUGGAUAGCAUACGGACAGUCCAAGACGGCGAAUAUGCUGAUGGCCAUCUCGCUCGCUAGCAAGUAUGGCGAUCAGCAUAACCUCCGCGCUUUUAGCGUACAUCCAGGCGCCGUUACGACUAAUCUCGCCUCGCACCUCGAUCUGUCUCUACUCUAUACUGAGAUGAGUGAGUCUCUCUCCUAGAUACCCAUCGCUACUGCAAGCUCGGUCCUAGGAAGCAGAGGCUAAUACGCAGAGUAGCGAGGACAUAUCGUAUGCUAGGCCAUGGCCAAGGCUGGAAAAGUGACUUCGACUUUCAGAUCCCUGACGAAGGCGCGGCGACUUAUGU
Molecule: messenger RNA, 1162 nt
Organism: Hypoxylon fragiforme
Lineage: Eukaryota; Fungi; Ascomycota; Sordariomycetes; Xylariales; Hypoxylaceae
Exons: 2
Coding region: 274-1017 (247 amino acids)
Source: RefSeq, a predicted model, not a curated record